Molecule: messenger RNA, 1152 nt
Organism: Talaromyces amestolkiae
Lineage: Eukaryota; Fungi; Ascomycota; Eurotiomycetes; Eurotiales; Trichocomaceae
Exons: 1
Coding region: 1-1152 (383 amino acids)
Cellular component (GO): mitochondrion
Molecular function (GO): oxidoreductase activity
Source: RefSeq, a predicted model, not a curated record
AUGUUACCUCCAACCCACAAAGCCCUAAUCCUCACCCAAAUCGGCUCCCCCUUACACGUCGACCCAAUCCAUCCCAUGCCCCAACUUGUUCCCGGCAGCGCAAUCGUCCAAGUCCUCUGCGCCCGCCUACUUUCCUACUCACGCGACAUUUACAACGGUGUCAGGAAGUACACCUUGCCAACACCCUCCAUUCCCGGCGGCGGCGCAAUCGGUCGCGUCGUGGCGGUUGCAAACGACGCUACAAGCCUACAGACGGGCGACCUGGUGCUUUGCGACAUCUACUUACGAGGCAGAGACAACAAGGACGUUGGCGCGUUGGUGGGUAUUCACGAUGGCCACUCGGCGGCUGCGAAGAGAAUGGUUCAUGGCGAGUGGCGCGAUUCUACGUUUGCCGAAUACGUGAAACUUCCGCUUGAGAAUUGUUUCAAACUCGAUGAGCGGAAACUCCUAGGCUCUUCAUCGGUUUCUGAUCCAGGUGUUGCGGGGUUGGGGUAUUCAGCCGAACAGUUACUAUACCUCGCAUCCUUUGCGGUUCCGUACGGCGGUCUUCGAGACGUCGGACUUGAUGUUUGUGAGACUGUACUCAUUGCGCCUGCGACGGGUAUGUUUGGCAGCGCUGCUGUCAGGGUUGCGCUGGCCAUGGGCGCGAACGUUAUCGCCAUGGGCCGGAAUGCCUCUGCACUAGAACAACUCAAAUCGGACCAUCUCAACAGCAGCCUGAGGGCAAGUGGUGGCCGGCUCGAAACAGUCCCCAUAACGAACGACGUCCAAACCGACACGGCCGCAAUCGCCAGCUUCGGUCUCCCAAUUGAUGUCUACUUCGACAUUUCGCCGCCCUCGGCCUCAGAUUCCACGCAUCUGAGUAGCGGAAUUUUAUCGGUCAGACAUGGUGGUCGCGUGUCGCUCAUGGGCGGCAUCAAAGGCGACGUAGCGCUGCCAUUGGGCUACGUAAUGCACGCCAACAUGACCAUCAAGGGCAAAUGGAUGUACGAGCGCGACGACAUCCUGAAACUCAUCAAAUUGGUCGAGAGUGGGAGACUGAGAGUUGAUUACGGGAGCGUGAAGAAGUAUGCCCUGGAGCAGUGGGAGGAGGCAUUCGAGGUUGCGGCGAGCGAAGCUGGGCCGGGGAAAGUGGUUGCGUUGGUUCCUUAA